Impatiens glandulifera is the source of this 1031-nucleotide messenger RNA. RefSeq lists its product as uncharacterized. The coding region runs from base 261 to 1031 and encodes 256 amino acids. NCBI's taxonomy places the organism in Eukaryota, Viridiplantae, Streptophyta, Magnoliopsida, Ericales, Balsaminaceae. The record is from RefSeq and is a predicted model, not a curated record. The transcript has 4 exons.
UCCAGGAUUUGGCUGUCCUAGUGCUAUUGAUACUUAUAUAGUUUAUUUCUCCCAAUUCAUCAAAAGGAGAGGAUGCCUAGACGAAAGAGGAUAGACGAUGAAGACACUGAUACAUAAUUUGAAGUCGAAACAAUUCGACCCAAAAUUAAUGCACCUGCCAAGAAGAGUGGUGCAAACUCUAAACGCCCUAGAAUUGAAAUAUCCCCAGUACCUAAAAAAACGUCUAAAGUUGUUUCAAGAAGACAAUCCCCACAAAAAAAAUGGAUCCUAAACGACUAGUUGUCUCUACUCCUAAAUCACCAAACCCGACUCAACUCCAAAAACAAAAUAAAACAUCCAAACAACCAACUCCCAGCCAUGAUGUAUCAACUCUCCAACCAGUAUCAUCUGCUGGUUUGGAGACUCAAUCAGAUCGGCCAGAAACCUUCAACAAUCGUGCACUCGUCCUUGAAGAUCCAAUCCCAACUCAUCCAACCUCAAAUGUUGCUGAUCAUGAUGAUAUAAGGGUGGAGGACGGGAUAGCUAGUGUUUGUAAAUAUUCUAAGACGUACAUCGAGGUUAAUGGAGAAAACUUCAUUCUAGAUAUCUUGAAAGAUAUACAUCGGAUAGUAACGGGAUAUUGGAGGGGGCCGUAUCUAAAUUGGAAUCAAGUGCCGGAAGACAUUAAAAACACAUGGUGGGAACAUUUUACGGAGAUGUUUGAGUGGGAUCUAGUCUCAGAGGGGGAUGUAAACAAACUUUUUAAGAAGAAGGCGGGUACGAAGAUAAGGAAUUUUAUAACUAUGGCAAAAGCAGCAAUGAAGAAGCCACCACAUGUCACAUUGGAAGACUGGGCGCAAAUGAAAAUUAACUUUGAAGAACCUAAAUAUUCAGAGAAUUGCACUAAAGCUAAAGGACAUAGACACGAUUACACGUCAAAUGGUGGGGCGACGUACUGCGGUGGUUCCAUAACGGCGGAAGAACAUCAGAGAAGAUUAGUAAGUAAUUUAGUUACUUUUUUAGUAUUCAAUUCAUAUUUAUGUUCUAAAUGA